CUCGCCCUGCGGGGUGAGACUGGGGCGCAGGCGCGCGCGCUCACUGUGACGGGGCUCGGGUGCCAGCUUGUGGGUACCUCCCAGGGAAGGCAUUGAUCUCCCUCCCUCUCUGCAAGAUGGCUGAGGUAGAAGAAACCCUUAAGCGAAUUCAGAGUCAAAAGGGGGUCCAAGGAAUCAUCAUUGUUAAUUCAGAAGGCAUUCCCAUCAAAAGCACCAUGGAUAACCCCACCACAGUGCAGUAUGCAGGCUUAAUGCACAACUUAAUAAUGAAGGCAAGAGGGACCGUGCGAGAUAUUGAUCCCCAGAAUGACCUCACGUUCUUGCGGAUUCGCUCCAAGAAAAACGAAAUCAUGGUUGCGCCAGAUAAGGACUAUUUCCUGAUUGUCGUUCAGAAUCCAUCGGAGUGAAAUCCUCUCAAAAUGACCUUCAGUUCCUUAUACUUAAAUGUAUUUUUAUUUAACGUCCAAAAAGCUGUUAGUAAAUAAUUGUUUGUGCCACAUUAAUAAUGUCUGAGAGAGAUUCUGUUUUUAACUGUUAAAUGUAAAUUCAAGGAGUAUCUUCAUAUAACUAAAAUGUAACUAGAUGAAGAAGAAAAGCAAGGAAAUCAGGCUAACUUAAGUGUCAAAGAUUUUUUUCCAGAAAAUGUAAUUGUACAGGACAUGUUGUCUGAAACCUUUCUAAUCAUAAAUUAGUUUUUCUUUUGCAUCCUUUUUAUUUUGACACUUAUUUAAAUUUGGAAGAUGCUGUUUCUUCUGAAACUGAUUAAAAGAAUAGAA
Messenger RNA from Podarcis muralis (Common wall lizard), 776 nucleotides. RefSeq names its product dynein light chain roadblock-type 1 (gene DYNLRB1). NCBI's taxonomy places the organism in Eukaryota, Metazoa, Chordata, Lepidosauria, Squamata, Lacertidae. Gene Ontology annotation, biological process: microtubule-based movement. The record is from RefSeq and is a predicted model, not a curated record. Gene Ontology annotation, cellular component: cytoplasmic dynein complex.